Phytomonas sp. Hart1 is the source of this 429-nucleotide messenger RNA. The record is from the annotation of a GenBank genome assembly. Lineage: Eukaryota; Euglenozoa; Kinetoplastea; Trypanosomatida; Trypanosomatidae.
AUGGGCUGCGUCGUGGCCUACCUCCUCAAGGCCCUGGUCGAGUUCGUGCGCGCGGCCCCCGCCUUCGACGCCGCCGGCUUCCAGCGCGUCCAACUCCACGCCGCCUUCCUCCUCCGGGUCCUGCUCGCGGCGCCGGCGGACACGCCGCCGGGGCGCUGGGCCAGGGGGUGGGGGCCCGCCUUCAAGCGAACCCUCCACCGCCAGCUCAACGAGAUCGCCGCCGGCGCGUACGAGCGGCACGAGCCUAAGGCCCCGCUGCCGGAGGCCGUCGUCGACGACCUCGUCCGCGCCGCAAUCCAGGCCGCGGUUAAGGCGCUGCACUCGCAGGAGGGGGGCCCCGACGCGAGCCCGGGGAAUUCCGCCCUCGAGACGGCAUCCUCCACCACGGAGGAGGACCAAAGUGAGAACGACAUUGGCCUGAGCCCGUAG